Molecule: messenger RNA, 1197 nt
Organism: Schistosoma bovis
Lineage: Eukaryota; Metazoa; Platyhelminthes; Trematoda; Strigeidida; Schistosomatidae
Source: the annotation of a GenBank genome assembly
AUGACGAACGAAAUCUUAACUAUACAAACAGUUACAUUUCAAAUACUUCCAUAUCAUGUUUACAUUAAUUUCUCAUAUUUCGCACUAAAAUUUAAUAUUCAAUUUAGAAAACAAUCCCAAGAAGAAUUAAAUUUAGAUCAAUUAAUUGAAGUUCUUAGUUAUGAUAAAAAAGAUCUACCAAUUGAAUUAACUGAAAAAACGAUUGCCAAUAAUCAACGUCAAGUUGGUAGUAGUAGAGCUAAAAUUUUAAUGCGUGGAGUUACUGAACAACAAUUAUUAGAUCUUGCUCAUUCAGCACGAGCAUUAUUUAUGAGUGAACCAGUUCUUGUGCAUAUUACUUCACCAUUGAUUAUUGUUGGUGAUUUACAUGGACAGCAUACUGAUCUAUUACAAUAUUUUAAACGAUGUGGUAAACCACCAGAUCAAAAAUAUUUAUUUCUUGGCGAUUAUGUUGACCGUGGUAGACAAUCGUUGGAAACAAUUUCGCUUAUUUUGGCUUAUAAAUUAAAAUAUCCUGAUAAAUUAGCUGUUUUACGAGGAAAUCAUGAAUGUAGUCGUAUAAAUCGUAUCUACGGUUUCUAUGACGAAUGCAAACGUCGUUAUUCAACAAAAUUAUGGAAAGUAUUCACUGAUUGUUUUAAUUGUCUUCCUUUAGCCGCGCUAGUUGACAAUAGUAUGUUUUGUGCACAUGGAGGAUUAUCACCAGAUUUAAAGAAAUUAGAACAGUUGAAUGAAAUACGACGUCCAACUGAAGUACCAGAUAUGGGUAUUAUUUGUGAUUUAUUAUGGUCAGAUCCUGAUGGAUCAUAUGCUGGUUGGAAAGAAAAUGAACGUGGUGUUUCCUAUACAUUCGGUGAAGAUGCUUUAAUUCGUUUCAUGAAUGAUUGUAAUGUUAAAUUAGUAGUUAGAGCACAUCAAGUUGUUGAAGAUGGUUAUGAAUUUUUUGCUGAUAAAAAGGUUGUAACCGUAUUCAGUGCAGCAAAUUAUUGUGGUGAAUUUGAUAAUGCUGGUGCAGUUAUGCAAAUUAAUGAAGAUUCAGUCUGUUCAUUUGUGAUUUUAAAACCAUAUAUAACUAAAAAGAAAUCCACCUUGGAAGAAUCGGAAUCUGCCGGAGACCUUGAAAAGAAAGAAGACUCCAAGGUAAAAGAACAAGAUGAGAUGACAGAAUCAGUAACCAACAUACAGAAAUCAAAGUAA